CCCACACCCUCUCCCACCCGCAUCCCUUUCCACAAUGGCUGCCCGCACGAAGAAGGUCGGUAUCACGGGCAAGUACGGCACGCGCUACGGUGCGUCGCUGCGCAAGGGCGUCAAGAAGAUCGAGAUCUCGCAGCACUCGCGCUACACGUGCGCCUUCUGCGGCAAGGACAGCGUCAAGCGCAAGGCCGUCGGCAUUUGGGAGUGCCGCUCCUGCAAGAAGGUCAUCGCCGGCGGCGCAUGGACCCUCUCCACCACUGCCGCAGCCACGGUCCGCAGCACCAUCCGUCGUCUGCGUGAGAUCACCGAGGCCUAAAAUGUGAUCCCUGGUCACUCCACUGGCUCGCGGCGUCCGAUGAGGGGGAGGCGAGG
Molecule: messenger RNA, 369 nt
Organism: Tilletiopsis washingtonensis
Lineage: Eukaryota; Fungi; Basidiomycota; Exobasidiomycetes; Entylomatales
Product: putative RPL43B-60S large subunit ribosomal protein
Exons: 3
Coding region: 35-313 (92 amino acids)
Biological process (GO): translation
Cellular component (GO): ribosome
Molecular function (GO): structural constituent of ribosome
Source: RefSeq, a predicted model, not a curated record